Molecule: messenger RNA, 5004 nt
Organism: Cyclopterus lumpus (lumpfish)
Lineage: Eukaryota; Metazoa; Chordata; Actinopteri; Perciformes; Cyclopteridae
Gene: lrrc7
Product: leucine rich repeat containing 7
Exons: 34
Coding region: 10-5004 (1664 amino acids)
Biological process (GO): neurotransmitter receptor transport, endosome to postsynaptic membrane; neurotransmitter receptor transport postsynaptic membrane to endosome
Cellular component (GO): postsynaptic density; adherens junction; postsynaptic membrane
Molecular function (GO): protein binding
Source: RefSeq, a predicted model, not a curated record
UGUCUGGAAAUGACCACUAAGCGGAAGCUGAUUGGCCGGCUGGUGCCGUGCCGUUGUUUCCGUGGUGAAGAGGAAGUGAUCUCGGUGUUGGACUACUCCCACUGCAGCCUGCAGCAGGUUCCAAAGGAAAUCUUCAGCUUUGAGAGGACUCUAGAGGAGCUCUACCUUGACGCCAACCAGAUUGAGGAGCUACCCAAGCAACUAUUCAACUGCCAGGCCUUGAAGAAGCUGAGCAUGCCCGAUAACGACUUGUCCAACCUGCCCACCACCAUCGCCAGCUUGGUCAACCUCAAAGAGCUAGACAUCAGUAAAAACGGUAUCCAGGAGUUUCCCGACAAUAUCAAAUGCUGUAAAGGCCUGUCUGUGGUGGAGGCCAGUGUCAACCCCAUCACCAAACUCCCAGAUGGUUUUACGCAGCUCCUGAAUCUGACCCAGCUCUUCUUAAACGAUGCCUUCUUGGAGUAUCUGCCGGCUAACUUUGGCAGACUCUCCAAACUACGGAUCCUGGAGCUCAGAGAGAACCACCUGAAAACCAUGCCAAAGUCCAUCCACAGACUGACACAGUUGGAGAGGUUGGAUCUGGGUAGCAAUGAAUUCUCUGAAAUGCCGGAGGUGUUGGAACAGAUCCACAACCUAAGAGAGCUGUGGCUGGAUAACAACUCUCUCCAGUGUAUACCCGGGGCGAUAGGAAAACUUCGUCAGUUGCGGUACUUUGACUUAGCUAAGAACCGCAUCGAGACGUUGGACACGGAAAUCUCCGGCUGCGAGGCCUUAGAAGACCUGCUGCUGUCCUCCAACAUGCUGCAGCACCUCCCUGACUCUAUAGGAAUGUUAAAGAAGCUGACAACAUUGAAGGUAGAUGACAACCAGCUGACCUCACUGCCUAACACUAUUGGGAGUGCGAAGCCCAAGCAAGGUCUGUCUCUAUUGGAGGAGUUGGACUGUAGUUGUAAUGAGUUGGAGUCAUUGCCUCCCACUAUCGGCUACCUGCACAACCUAAGGACCUUUGCUGCUGACGAGAACUUUCUCUCAGAGCUGCCGCGGGAGAUCGGUAACUGUAAGAAUGUGACGGUAAUGUCAAUGCGGUCAAACAAAUUGGAGUUUCUUCCUGAUGAGAUCGGACACAUGACCAAACUACGAGUUCUUAACCUCAGUGACAACAGGUUGAAGAAUCUACCGUUUACCUUUACUAAGCUGAAGGACCUGGCAGCUCUCUGGCUUUCUGACAAUCAGUCCAAGGCUCUGAUCCCACUGCAGACAGAAGCCCACCCUGAAACCAAACAGAAGGUUUUGACCAACUACAUGUUUCCUCAGCAACCGCGACAUGAUGAGGAUUACCAGUCGGACAGUGACAGCUUUAAUCCUAUUCUAUGGGAAGAGCAGAGACAGCAGAGGAUGACUGUGGCCUUUGACUUUGAUGACAAGAAAGAAGAGGAAGACAACUCUGGGAAGGUCAAGGUGGAGAUAAACCUAAAGCGCUACCCAACACCCUACCCCGAGGACCUUAAGAACAUGGUCAAGUCAGUGCAAAGCCUUGUGGGUAAAAGCGUGCACACCGGACAUGGGCACCAGCACCAACACCAGCACCAGCACCAGCACCAGCACCAGCAUCAGCAUCAGCACCAGCACCAGCUGAGCACAGGCACUGCCACCUCGGCAGGGACCAACAUGGAACACACACACCUCAGCAAAGACCAGUACGAACCACCGUGGCCCCUGCCCCCCAAAGAGGUGACAGACAGAGAGAUGCAGGACUUCUCUCAGUCUCAGCUAAUGGAUCAGGGAUCAAUGCAUAACUCUGGCAUUGACAUUCCCAAAAGGAAAGACAAAGAGGACCUGACGGAGAGCUCCGAGGACUCCAUGGGCGGCUCUCCCAACGACAUCCGUAUCUCCGACAUGAGGCCCACCCUGGUGGAGCCGCCGAUGUACAAACCAAAGGUGGUUCUGCUGGGGAAGGACAAGAAAGAGUCUACAGAUGAAGAGGUGGAUAAGCUCCACUGUCUGAACCACAGCGGCUCCUCAGCCACUUACUCCGACUACUCUCCCUCACAGGGCUCCUCUGGCUCCUCCAACCCGCCCGGCAACGCACACCCACACCCACACCCACACACACACACACACUCUCCCGCCCUUCCGGCCCCAAACAAGGACCAGGCCCCUCAAACACACUGGACCAACAGACUGGCUCAGUCUUUCCCCAAACCCAUUGACUCCAAGCCCCUGCUGUCUCAGAGAGAAACCCCUCCAUCAGGAACCCUGCAGCAGCGCGGGGAUCGACGCCCACUGAGCGAGCCUUUUGAUUGGUCUGAGGCUCCUCACUAUGACAACACAGGUUUUGAUCCUGAGGAGUCUCCUCUGGAUCCUCCGACCUCGACUGGGAGUCAGGGAAACCCGCCGCUGGGCUCCAAACCCCGCAGCCAGUCAACACAUGGGCGCCGCCCCCUCAUCAGGCAGGAGCGAAUUGUAGGAGUACCUCUGGAGCUCGACACUCAGACGCUCCCCUUCCACGGCAACCAACGCUCCACUCCAGACAUUGACCCACAAUCCGGACAUCCUUCCCAGAAUCCCUGGCAGAACUGGACCAGAACCCCCAGCCCGCUGGAGGACCGAACCGCUUUUCCCUCCAAACUGGACCUGACGCCCACCUCUAGCCCCAACCCUGACCGCAAGGACCCAAGGCUGGAACAAGGCACAGGGCCUUUGCCCGGCAGCUGGACGUACCACGAGAAUCAGGGGGAGCAGAACAGGAAGGAUCAACUGAGUGUCAGCGGGGGCAACAAGGUAACCGUGGUGAUGAGUAAAAGCUCGGACCGCCUGUCCCCCAUGAUGAGGGAGACAAGAUCCAAGUUUAAGAAGUCACAGAGCAUCGAUGAGAUUGACAUUGGCUCCUACAAGGUCUACAGUAUACCCGUGGACAGCUACAGUACAUCCAUUGAGCAACAGACUAGUUUGGACCGUCAAGACCUUCCCUGCUCCAUGGAGCAGACCAACAUGUCACGGUCACAGUCUGCCCCCAUGUUAGACGAUGAGCUGAUCUUCCCAGGACACGGAGCGAGCAACCAGAACCAGUCGGGACAGAACCAAAAACCUGCCAUCCCGCAUAAGGCCUACCACUUUGACCACAACUACAACCCCCAGGUGACCAUGGACCGUCGGGUGCCUCCCCCCUUCCCCAACACACCAGAUUAUGUCAACCACUCAUCGAAAGCCUUGGAGUACAUCAAUCAACCAGGGAAGACCUUACCCAAGGAGCUGGUGAGCCCUCGGUAUCGUGCAUAUCCACCGCUGGAGAUGUUUUCUUUCCCCCAAUCACCAAUCAACCAGGAUGGCCCGCCCAGCCAGCAUCAGCAGCCAAUCCCUGCACAGCGCUCAAGGCCAGGGUUUUUGAGGAGAGCCGAUUCGUUGGUGAGCUCUACAGAGCUCGCUUUGUUCCGCAGAGUCCAUGAAGCCCAGCAGGAGGCGCUGCAGGAAGCUCAGUACAGACAGCAGGCGGACCCCCCUCAUUAUGGUCGGGCUCUGGCCUACUCCACCCCCAUGGAGCACUCUGCUCUCACCAACAUGGCCGACAGUCAGAGCCAGAUGAUGCACAACAAGAGAAACGGUCGCUACGACGAUGACUAUCCCAACUACCAGGAACAGAAGAAGCCAAUGAUUGGUUAUCCGACCAAGAGCCUGACUCAGCGUCGCCCCCUGUCUGCCAGAAGCUACAGUACUGAGACAUAUGGAGCAUCUCAGGCGCGCCCAGUGUCAGCUCGUCCCACUAUGGCUGCCCUGCUGGAGAAAAUGCCCCCUGACUACACGCUGGCCACCUGCCCUGAGAAACCAUCUGAUGACACCAUCAAAGUAAGACCUGGGGUACCACAGAAGCCUGACGACAUCACCUCCAGGAUGCCUGCCGAUUGGAGGCAACAGCUACUUAGGCACAUAGAGGCCAAACGAUUGGACAGGAGUGGUGUCCUAAAGCACAACACGCUCACGCUGGGCAUGCUCUGUCAGGGCAGGGGUCACGGCCAGGGGCGCAGCAGCACUUUGAACUUUAAUCUUUACAAUAACGCAAAGCAUGAGCCCCCUGCUGGCCGCUGGCUGCCACUACCUCCUCCUCCAUCUGCUAAAGCUACCCCCUCUCAGCAGGCUGCCAUGCUGGAUAAUGAUCAGGAGGGGCUGUCAGGGAGCAACCAGUGGGCUCCCUACUCACUUGGCAGGAGGGACGUCCCACCUGACAACCUCAUGAAGAAGAGUGCCCACUCGCACAACCCCUCCCACCAGUCACACAACACCAUGAUCGUCACUUCCUCUUCCUCCUCCUCCUCCACUACGCCUCACCGCGUAGUCGUGCAGCAGGGCUACGACGGGAUGAUGAACAAAGGGGGCCAAUACCAACCGGGCAUGCCCUUGUCAGUGGUUCCCUCUGGGGGUCCUGGGCAGUACCAAGGCAACAUUGUUACCAAUUUAUUGUUUCCCCAUCCAGGCCAUCCCUCUCCUGGACAGGGUUACCCCGGCCUGCCCAUGGCUCUGUCCCCGUCUGGGAACCAGCCCCAGUACAACCCCCACUCUUCCCACACAUCCCAUCAGCCCGCCACCAACCCUCAGUAUCACGGCAACCAGGGCAUGGGCAUGGUCCAUAGUAACCAGGUUGUCAUGACUCACACCAACCCACGGCCUCAGAGCGCUCGCUGCCUGUUGCAGACUAAAGGCCAGAAGAGCACAGAUGGUUUCCAGGAACAGUUGUGUGUGAGAAUAGAGAAGAACCCUGGUCUUGGUUUCAGUAUCUCUGGUGGCAUCAGCGGCCAGGGGAACCCCUUCAAACCCUCCGACAUGGGUAUCUUUGUCACUAGGGUACAGCAUGACGGGCCCGCCGCCUCCGCCCUGCAGCCCGGAGACAAGAUACUGCAGGCUAACGGACAUAGUUUUUUACACAUGGAGCACGAGACAGCCGUCUCUCUGCUGAAGAGUUUCCAGCGGAUGGUGGACUUGUUGGUUCUGAGAGACAGCAGCACUUGCUAA